AUGGCAGGAUCUAUUCCAGCUCUGAUUUUCGCUAUCAUCGCGCUUGUGUCUGCUCUUAGAUAUGAAGAAGAUCAACUUCUGUGGAAUCUCAACCAGAGGGUCAGUGCUACGAAGCCAACCGACUACUGGGGAGAAUGGGAGAACCAUACGUUUCAUCCUUCUCCGGCAAAUUGGCGGUUUCCGUUUUACAGCUUAAUCCUGGACCGUUUCGUUGAUGGUGAUCCAAGCAAUGAUAAUGCAAACGGAACCCUCUUCGAACACAGCUGGACGAGUAAUCAGUUCCGAUUUGGAGGUGAUGUCCGGGGUGUGCAACAGAGUCUGGAUUAUCUGCAUGGGAUGGGCAUCAGAGGGAUCUACAUCAUUGGGAGCCCUUUCAUCAAUUUUCCAUGGGGUGGAGAUGGCUACGGGCCACUCGACUUCACACUCCUCGACCACCAUCAUGGCACCAUAGCGGACUGGCGAAAACUAAUCACCGCCAUCCAUGAAAGGGACAUGUAUGUGAUUCUUGACAAUACCCUGGCAACCAUGGGCGACCUCAUUGGCUUCAAGGGCUAUCUCAACUCGACCACUCCGUUUAGCUGGGACGAAUACGAUUAUGAAUGGAAGGGGACUCGCCGUUAUCAUGACUUCACGCCCAACAACUCCAUCAACGAAAACUGUGAAUAUCCUAGGUUCUGGGGCCAGGAUGGAUACCCAACACAACAGGAAAUAUCCCAAGGUCAGCAUACGUGCUAUGAUAGUGACUUUGAUCAGUAUGGUGACAUGCCUGGUGUUGGAGAGGUACCAACAUGGCAAAGUCAGCUUGCAAAAUUUGCUUCAACUCAAGACCGCCUCCGCAUCUGGCGAGCGGAUGUCAUGGAGCGAGUACAAGUCAUGUCCUGCAUGCAAAUCGCCAUGCUUGAUAUUGACGGCUUUCGGAUGGACAAGGCUUUCCAGACACCGCUAGAUGCGCAGGUUGAGUGGGCCAAUUACCAAAGAGAUUGUGCCAGGAGGUACGGCAAGCACAACUUCUUCAUUACUGGUGAAGGUGUCGGUGAACCCCCUUUUGAAGCCGUGUACAUGGGUAGAGGCAAACAACCCGAUAUGUACUUUGAGAACAUCACGGAAGCCCAGCUGGCAACGAACCAGUCGAGCAUUCGGAACGCAUCCGCGUAUCUUCGUGAGUUUGGGAGCUCUGCUCUAGAUUCCGCAGCUUUCCAUUAUCCCACAUACGGCGCACUUACCCGUUUUCUGGGACUUAGCGGCUUGAUUGGCUCUGAAGGCUUGGACUGGUCGUAUCAUUGGCGCAAGCUAUUGGAGAGAGACGAUAUGGUGAAUGCUAACACUGGAGAAUUUGACCCCAGACACAUGUUUGGAACCACGAAUCAAGACGUCUUCCGGUGGCCAGCUCUUACCUAUGGUCUCGAGAGACAAUCACUGGGGUUCCUGGUGACUCAAAUGCUUUUGCCUGGGAUACCACUCCUUCUCUGGGGUGAGGAGCAAGCCUUUUACAUCUUGGAAAACCUAGCCACGGACUACGUUUUCGGUCGAAUGCCGAUGGCAUCUCAGAGAGCCUGGCAGCUUCACGGGUGUUAUCAGCUAAGUCAGACUGGAUACUAUGAUCAACCUUUCAACAAAUCGCGGACAGGAUGCCAUGAUGACUCUGUGAGUCUAGAUCAUCGUGAUCCGUCAAGUCCAGCUCGCAAUCUUUUGAAACGGAUGUAUCAGUUACGCCAAGAAUAUCCAGUACUGAAUGAUGGCUACACACUACGGAAUUUGUCAAACCUAACCAGUGAGAUAUUCCUCCCUGGAAGUGCUAAUAUUCCCAGCGAGUUCGGCGUGUGGAGUGUGUAUCGUGGUCGGACUGAAGGGGUCCAGGACUUCUCCGGAGUCGGCGAUCAUGGCAACCAAGGCGUAUGGUUUGUAUACAUGAACGAAAAUGCUACGAAAGUCUAUGAUUUCAAUUGCAGCGACUACGUCAAGGCUCUUACGUCUCCCUUUGCAGCAGGGACGCGAGUCAAGAAUCUUUUCUAUCCCUACGACGAGUAUACCCUACAAGCUUCACGACAUACGUUGCGCAUUGAAGGCUCUGAAGAUUACAAUGGCUGCUUACCGCAGCUUGAAUUCGAGCCUUGGGGCUUCAAGGCCUUCGUCCCAAUCAGAGAAUGGCGGGAACCAAUGCCUACAAUCACUCGUGUGAUACCACACCAUGAUGCUCGACUGUUAUCUAGUGUUCCUUUGGGAAGUCAGGACAAAGUGCAACUAGAGAUCAGAUUCUCAAGCAAUAUGAGUUGUGAUUCUGUCACAAACAACCUGCAAGUCCAGUCAACAACUCAGGAUGGGGUGCAAGCACAAUUCGACCGAUCAAGCGUGUCUUGCCAUUCACAGGAUACUGAUUUCCCGGAUUUGAACGGUGCCGUUGCCACUUCUUGGAUUUGGAGAGGAAUGCUUUCUAACGUUUCGCACGGCAUCCAUACGUACACAGUUAGCAACGUCACCACAGCUGAUGGACAAAGAUACACCAAUGCCCGAGAUCGAUUCAUGUUCAGGGUAGGGAGCCUUGAUAAUGCGAUGGUCUUUCCCCUAUCGUCGAACUAUACUACCAACAUGUUGCAAAAGGACAACGCUACCGGAGCUCUAAGUGUGAAAGCCCUUGCAGCCGGAGCUGAGCUGUACCAAUAUUCAACGAAUUGGGGAAACACAUUCAGUCCAUGGCGGACUUAUACUGGCAAACCUAUGGAGAUAGAAAGGCACUCUUGGAAGGGCACUAAAGCUCAGAGGUGGGAUGGAACUCACGUGAUACUACGAUAUUGGAGUGAGAUUGCUGGAAGUGCGGACCAUGUUCAACAUACUGAUCUGGAAGAACACCUACCUCGACGGUGGCCGCAUGCAUUCGUUGAAGGAUCAUGGAACCAAUGGGGCUCCGAUCGUGGCAUUAGAAACCGCAUGAAGCAGUCUAAAGCUGAUUUGGGUCUAUGGUCAUUCGAUCUCGCGGCCGAAUGGCCUACUCAAGUCGGCGUCAAUGUGUGGGGAUUGAACUCGGACGGCACGCUCGACCUUACUGCAGCUUAUGGCGAUGUGGAUGGUGAUCACGUUCUGGAUUGGUUACCCCCAAACACCAAAUCUACCAAUGUGGUCAAUAUGACUGAACGGCCGCCGUUACCGCACCUCGGAUGGCGUCUUGUGGUAAAUGAUGCAGAUUUCAGCUACAACAUAGUACCAAUUGGCUCAGCAUGGUCCCAGCUGGUCGUCGGCUUGUUGCUUGGGCUGGUACCUCUCAUCACGGCGCUCAUUGGUGUGUGGGCUUUCCGGAAAUCGUACUACCAUGUUCACUUCAACACACGCGGUGAGACAGCGAAAACAGGCGUCAUACCAAGUCUGAAGCGAUCUCUUACGCUCUUUGAGGGAUCGAGAUCGAUGCGAUCAUCGAACAGCGUGGAAUCGAGGAGGCCUAGUCAUUCAAGUUUGCCAUCUGUUGUGGCACGAGCGCCAAGUGUGCACUCGGACGAGUCUUUAACGAGUAGCAAUGCAGGGCUCAGGAAAAAGUCCAGAGCGCUCUCUGUUGCAGCUGAUAUUGGUGCGCCUCUAAGGCGUAAGACAUUGAUCGCAACCAUGGAAUACGAGAUUGAGGACUGGAGCAUAAAGGUCAAAAUCGGUGGCCUUGGGGUGAUGUCGAGUUUGAUGGGGAAAAGCCUGAGCCACCAAGACCUAAUAUGGGUUGUACCAUGUAUUGGCGUGACAUAG
Molecule: messenger RNA, 3723 nt
Organism: Exophiala spinifera
Lineage: Eukaryota; Fungi; Ascomycota; Eurotiomycetes; Chaetothyriales; Herpotrichiellaceae
Exons: 3
Coding region: 1-3723 (1240 amino acids)
Biological process (GO): fungal-type cell wall (1->3)-alpha-glucan biosynthetic process
Cellular component (GO): fungal-type cell wall
Molecular function (GO): alpha-1,3-glucan synthase activity
Source: RefSeq, a predicted model, not a curated record